AUGCAAACUCUCUCUGCCAUGGAAAACCAGCAUUUUGGCAAAGCUCAGCUCUCAUUUAGGUACAAAUCAGCAUUAGAAAUCUCUUUCAAAUUAAAUUACAUCCAAGCCUCAAAUCUGUUAUGUCCUCUAUUAUGUAUAGAGUUAGCCAAUGCAAAAUUCACAUUGUAAUUUAAAUGCGUUAUAUAAUCUAUUAAAAAUAUUGCAAAAUAAUGUACAUUAAAAUUAAAAGGACCUUUCCUAGAGAGUGUCCAUUGCAAGCGGCCCCUUCCACACGACAAUGAGAUGCUCCAAUUGGCAGCAUCUAAAUCUGUUUGGAGAUUUUAUUAAAGGGACACUAUAUAGUCAGGGCCACCAUCGGGGGUGACAACCAUAACGGUUGUCAUGGGCCCAGCGGCCCUGGGGGGCCCUGCCGUCCGGGCCCCACAUAGAACGGCGAAACUGCCACAUGUGCAUCCGCACCGGGGCCCAUCAGGUGGCCCAAGCAUUUAGGGCCACCCGAUAGGCCCUAUAUCUUCAGGGGCCCGGUCAACGCUGUGGCCGUGUAAUAGCGCGACCGGGCCCCUUUAACCCCUUAAGGACCCAUGACGUGUGUCAUUAUUCCCUUUUAUUCCAGAAGUUUGGUCCUUAAGGGGUUAAAAAAAAAAAUUGCGGCUACACUGCAAGUGCUGCUGGGAGGAAGUGACGGCCGGUCACUUCCUCCCAGCUUACUCCGCGCGGUGGGAGAGCAGAGGACACCACUCCCAUCAUCCCCAGCCACCCUCCUGCAACUUAAAGGUAAGAGGAGGGUGGCUGUUAAAUGAAGUGUGUGUAUGGUAUGUGUCUGCAUGUAUGUAUGUGUGUCUCUGUGUGUCUAUCUGUAUGUAUGUCUGUGUCUGCAAGUAUGUAUGUCUACGUGUAUGUUUGUGUGUGUGUGUGUGUGUGUGUAUGUAUAUAUCUGUGACGGUAGUCACCAUCACUGGGGAUGGAAGACACACUAUGGGUGGGCUCCCAAAUUCCUUUUGUGUUUUGUCACAUUGUGCCUAUUAUUUGUGCAGGGUAUGUUGAAUGUAUUGUUGGUCUGUGCAUCUCCCCCUCCCCCCAUUUUCCUGUCCUAUUGUUUCCCCAGCAGGGUGUUGUCCCAGGGACACUGCCAGACCAGUUUAAACUAGCUGUUCUGUCCCUCAUCAAUCUCCCAUCAGCCCUUGCUAUUGUCUGACCCCACCCUUCCUUGUACUAUAGUAAUCUAUGUAACGUAUUGUAUGUAAAUGAGGCUGUUGGGGGCUUAAACUAUGUGUGCUGUAGUCAUUAAAGAGUUGCUGUUUAACCUUCACCAUGUGUCGUCUGGUGUUUGGUCCAGGGUGGAAAAGGCCCUAAGUGAUCCCAGUCAAGCCUCGGCAUAUGGGUCUGAAGUGUUUCAGGGUCCCUGAUAGCUACAAGGAAGCAGAUGUGGCGGAGGUACUCAGUCGGAGUACUGGAGCUCCGUUACAUUGGUUGGCAGUGGUGGGAUGGCUUCCUAGCAGCUGUAGAAACGUCCCUGGACAUUGGCGCCUCUACUGGGAUCCCACUGUGCUUUCUGGAAUUCAUGGAAAUGGAUAGAGCUAGCACCCGUGCAGCAUCCCCAUCUGAGGAGGAGUUACAGUGGAGGCUACUGUCCCAGUACGAUGGCCCUUUCUUAACAAAGGGUGUACUGGACCGACGGAACUCGAUCCGUCGGGAUCUCUGGAACAAUGUUCUUGAUGUCUCCGGGGAGAAUGCCUCCCAACCAUUAUGCAACGAUUUUGGGAUCAAGUUGAUUUGCGGAUGCAAUUCUUGGGAGAGCAGCCUCUGGCGGAAUGGGUGUUUAAAUUAGAGGAGCUGGUACAGAAAGAAUUGUGGCUGGAUGAUUCUUACCGGGCCUUAAGGUGGUAUGCAGUCCAGCAGUACCCAUUUCUAGCAGAUGAUGACCCUCCAGAGGAUGAGGACUAAGAUGGCCCUGGCCUAUUGUGGGAGGCCUUUGAGGAUAAAAUUGAAUUGGAAAGUCCUGAGAGAUCCUGGCUUUAUGACAUUAGGGAAAAUAGGGAACACCUACUGGAUCUCUCAGAAGCAACUGACCUGGAACCUGAUUUGACCCACCUGGCCACUAUGAAAUGGGAGCUUGAAUUGGAUUACAAGCAAUUGUUUGACUCUGCUUAGCAGCAGGUACCAGAGACUGGGGAUUUAAUAGACCUCACAUCUGAAUAUGUUGGUCAUGUAGAUGUGGAAGGAACCGUAUUCUCCACACCUGAAUCACAGGGAUACUGGGCAGCCAUCCCAGAUCUCCCACCUCCUGGCAUGGAAACUCAUGCAGCAGAGGUAGAGGUUGUCGGUCCCCCCCUUCAGCAGCAGAUUGAGUUACUGGGAAUAGUGGUAGUCGAUCUCCCUCCCCAGCUGAAGUUUGCGUUACAGGAAGAGGAGGCAGUUGGUCUUUUUCCCCAGCGGCAAAAUGUAACCCCAGCAGAAGAGCUGGCAUCAGGACAGAGGACAACUGGCCUCUGCCCCCAACCUGCAGCAACGCCGGAAGUUGAGAGCAGGGAGGACAGCCUUUUAGUGAUGGUGGAACUUGAGGAGCACCCCAGCUGAAGCGCUGGCAUUGAGUCAGAGCACUGCUGGCCUCUGUGCCUAACUUGCAAUGACGCUGGAGUUGAAGAGCAGGGAGAUCAACCUUCUAGUAAAGGUUCAGUUCAAGGAGUGCGCAACUCCCCUAGCUGAAGUGCUAGCAUCGGGGCAGAGCUCCACUUGCCUCUGCCCAAACCCACUAGGAACCCGCGAGCCUCAGGCAUCAGACACUGCUGGUCCCACGGAAGAGCGGAUCCCAGAGCAAAGCAUGGCUAACCUCAGCCCUUUGCCACAAGCACUGGGGGAUCUCUAUCCAAUACAAUUGGAUGGGACUCUGGUCUCUACCUGUAGUCCCCAGGAAGGCUGGACAGUGAGCUCCAAUCCCCAACCCCAUGUCAGAGGGGGCCCAGCCACCUUGCCUUCCCUCCAGCGGGAAGAGAGAUCCAGGGAGACAGGACAGUGGGCACGCAUCGCCAGGUAUAUGCUCUAGUAGAUGCAGAGGUCGGCUGGGUAAGUGCUGCUCUUCCAUGGGCAAUUUGUUUGGGAUACCGAUUCGGUAAUGGCCUUGAUUAUCUGGAUGUAGUCACUAACUUCAGAAUCAACUCGUCUGGGGUCUCCUGUAUUGGUCUCCUUCUGAAGGGCGAGAAAUAUGCUGGAAACUAUUCUGAGCUGGAGAUACAGGGAUCCAGAAUUGCUAUUGGGAUCUAUGGGGGUCACAGUGGCCCCCUAAGAGUGGAGUCAUAUGGGGAUAGGUUUGAGUUUGGGAAGGGGGCCAUGGCAGAUUCACUGGGAACUCCCUUUCUCCACUUCCAAGUCCCCUCUUAUGUCUAAGUCACCCUGUGCUUAUUAGAGGCACAGGGUGACCAAGAAGCCCAGUCUGGCUUGCCGAAACCAGACUUCCACAGAGUGAUCGGGUAUGCUCCCGACCGGGACAAACUUACAAACUAUGUGGAACUUUGUCGAGAGGGCUGCCAGGAUGGAGGGACUUUUUGGGACUUAUUACUCGACUAACUCAAGCACAGACUGAUUGGAGGUCUGGUACCUGGUUAGUCUACCUUUGGGGGGGAAGAUAUGUGACAGUAGUCACCAUCACUGGGGAUGGAAGACACACUAUGGGUGGGCUCCCAAAUUCCUUUUGUGUUUUGUCACAUUGUGCCUAUUAUUUGUGCAGGGUAUGUUGAAUGUAUUGCUGGUCUGUGCAUCUCCCCCUCCCCCCAUUUUUCCUAUUGUUUACCUAGCAGGGUGUUGUCCCAGGGACACUGCCAGACCAGUUUAAACUAGCUGUUCUGUCCCUCAUCAAUCUCCCAUCAGCCCUUGCUAUUGUCUGACCCCACCCUUCCUUGUACUAUAGUAAUCUAUGUAACGUAUUGUAUGUAAAUGAGGCUGUUGGGGGCUUAAACUAUGUGUGCUGUAGUCAUUAAAGAGUUGCUGUUUAACCUUCACCAUGUGUCGUCUGGUGUUUGGUCCAGGGUGGAAAAGGCCCUAAGUGAUCCCAGUCAAGCCUCGGCGUCUGGGUCUGAAGUGUUUCAGGGUCCCUAAUAGCUACAAGGAAGCAGACUUGGCGGAGGUACUCAGUCAGAGUACUGGGGCUCCGUUACAAUAUCUAUCAGUAUGUAUGUCUGUAUGUAUCUGUGUAUGUAUUUGUGUAUGUAUGUACGUCAGUGUGUGUGUGUGUCUGUAUGUCUGUGUGUGUGUAUCUGUGUAUGUCUGUUUCAGUAUUUGUGUCUGUUAGUAUGUGUAUCUUAGUAGUAGUAGUAGUAGUGUGUGUAUCUUCCUGUGUCCUUUUGUGUCGGGGUGUGUGUGUAUUCCUGUGGGUGGGAUUUGGAGGCGGGGCCCCGGACCUUGAGCUAUGUUAGGGGACCCACAAUUUCUGAUGGCAGCCCUGACUAUAUAGUCACCAGAACAACUACAGCAAGCAUGUCAAACGAGCCGCGAGUACAUGCAGGUGUUAUAGCAGAGUAGGCACCUGCUUUUGCCUACUCUGCUAACACUUACCCGGCCGGGGAGGAAGGGAAGGUGGAUGCAGCAAAGGAGCUCAGCCUUCCUGCUCCUCACUGCUCCCUCCCGCGCACCGUCUAAAGUGAAGCCGGGCACCGGAAUAUGAUGUCAUAUUCCGGCACCCCUAAACUGCGCGCGAGGGAGCAGGAAGGACCCCAGGGAGAGGCCCCACAUCGGCUCCAUAAGGUAAGACGCAAUUAAAGUGUUUGUGUGUGUGUGUGUGUCUGUCUGCAAGCAUGUUUGUGUGUCUGUCAGUGAGUAUCUGUGUGUCUGUCAUUGAAUAUGUGUCAGCGGGAGGAUCAGAUUUGGCACAAGGUGCUGUGGGGGGAGCUGUGGUUUAGUAGAGGGGGAUGCUUUUUUUUUUUUAUACUGUACUUUUUAAAAUAAACCCAAGUUUCAUUGAAAAUGUACGUUUUUGGGGUUUUUUUUGCGGCCCACAUAAACUUAAACCUUGUUUAUGUGGCCCAAUCCAGACUUUGAGUUUGACAUGCUUGAACUACAGCUUAUUGAAUUUGUUCUGGUGAGUAGAAUCAUUCCCUUCAGGGUUUUUGCUGUAAACACAGUCUUUUCAGAGAAAAUGCAAUGUUUACAUUACAGCCUAGUGAUAACUUCACUGGCCACUCCUCAGAUGGCUGUUAGAGAUCCUUCCUGGGUCAUGGCUGCAUAAAAUGCAUCCAAACAUUUAGUGUCUCCACCCUCUGCAUGCAGACACUGAACUUUCCUCAUAGAGAUUCAUUGAUUCAAUUCAUCUCUAUGAGGAGAUGCUGAUUGGCCAGGGCUGUGUUUGAAUUGUGCUGGAUCUUCAUCUUUCUCAGUCUCAGCCAAUCCUAUGGGGAAGCAUUGUGAUUGGAUCAGGCCACCACUUCUGCUGAUGUCAGCAGGCAGUGGGCAGGUCAAAAGGAAACCGUGACAAAGCCUGCAUCUUCAGGUUUGAAUACAAGUAAGAUUUUACUAUUUUAGGGAGGCAUGAGGAGGACAGGGCGGCUAGAUGGUUGUUUUAACCCUACCUGGUCAGGAAUACAUGUUUGUGUUCCUGAUUCUAUAGUGCUCCUUUUACUCUCUCAAAAAUCCCUCCCACAGCCCAAGUUCUAGCCAAUUUGUAACUAUAAUUAUUGGCUUUCAGGUUAUACAAAGCUGGCUCACAGUUUAGUGAAAAGCCACAGACCGUGCAAGUCCCGUUUACAGGUUGGCUCUCAUUUUCUACUGUGCAUAAGACUGCUGUUGUAAAACACUCUUGCAAAAGAGUGUUCAGGGGAUUCUAAGCAACAUGCACUUUGCAGUAACGGCAAGAGCUUAUGAUUAUUCGACAUAUCCUUUAAUAACUGUGUGUCAAAUAUUUCAUGAAUGUUUUCGACAACCAGACCUAUUUAAAAACUGCCCUUAUAAAGUCUAUAUAUUAUGCAUGCUUACAUACACGAACGCCCUGUUUACGGAAAACUUUGAGGUUAUGUUUUGUAAUAACUCUAUCUUGUUCCAUAGGACUAGGAAAAUUUGUUACCCAAAAGACCAAGAAUGUAGAGAGAGAAAAUUGGGAUAUUCUGAAAGAAGUCUAGACACACAGACUGGAACUUUUAGAGAUGGAUUGCAAGAGAUGGCAAAACCAAAACCAGCUUGGAUCCCUGCAGACCGAUUGGUCUCUACCAAUAUCAGCACCUCACAACUGGAAAAUGAGUCUUCAGAGAUAUUAUUCCUGGAUUUUGAGUCCCUCAGUUUUAUAAAAGAGGACGAAGACAGUGCAAGUGAUCUCUCAGACUCUGAGCGUAUUCUCAUCCCUCCUUCCCCUCGCUCACCCCCAGAGCUGAACCUGCAGGCAGAGAAAAUUGAGCCAGGCUAUUUUGAUCAUUGUUUUGCAGAAGAUGGGGACUAUAAUUUCCCAGAUUUUCUGCCGCCACCUUUUAAUUCUUGGAACUUGCCCCAUCUAGCAACAUUUGUUAACAGUGAGGGCAAUCCUAUCUUACCAACUACAGGAUCUGGAUUUUUGGAGAGGUACAUAGACCGUCUCCUCCAGUUGGAAUGGCUUCAGAUGCAAACGGUGCAAGCAGAAAAAUUAAAAGGCAGUAAGCUAAGGCCUCAGACAGCCACUGGCAUGCCUGCAAAAUCUCCGGGAAAAAUAAAGCCAUUGCAUACACCACUACGCGUUAAGGAAACUACAGUUGCAGAACAUGUUAAAAGUACAGAUGCUCGAGAAAACCGUUGUAACAAAGGGAAUUUUCACCAUGACGUUCUUGCUGCUGAAAGAUUUACAAGGUCAAGUCCUAUAGAAGGGUUAUCUUUUGCUCGAAAACAAGAUGUAAGAGUUAAGAAGAGACCGGUUAUGAGCUUUCCGCAAAAGAAAGUAUUGCCAACCCUGGAAACCAACUCAAAGAUUCAGAGUCUUGGUAAUGUUAGGCCUCAAAAACAAGUUCAGUUCUCUCAUGGUACAGAAAGCACUUCAAAGCUUUUUAAAUCCAGCUUGUCCAGUAAUCUGCGAAGCAAUAAACUUUCCUCAAGCAACCGUGAUCUCUCUGCUCCUUCUGAAGCAGAACUGAAGUUUAAAGUUCGCUCUAUCAGAGUUUCCUCUUGUAAAGGGAAACCUAUUUAA
Molecule: messenger RNA, 7132 nt
Organism: Pelobates cultripes (western spadefoot toad)
Lineage: Eukaryota; Metazoa; Chordata; Amphibia; Anura; Pelobatidae
Source: the annotation of a GenBank genome assembly